Messenger RNA from Zymoseptoria tritici IPO323, 906 nucleotides. RefSeq lists its product as uncharacterized. Gene Ontology annotation, cellular component: nucleolus; small-subunit processome. The record is from RefSeq and is a predicted model, not a curated record. Bases 1 to 906 code for a protein of 301 amino acids. The transcript has a single exon. NCBI's taxonomy places the organism in Eukaryota, Fungi, Ascomycota, Dothideomycetes, Mycosphaerellales, Mycosphaerellaceae. Gene Ontology annotation, molecular function: small ribosomal subunit rRNA binding.
AUGCGCGGCAAACGCUCGAAGCAAUACCGCAAACUCAUGCAACAAUACCAACUCAACUUCUCCUUCCGCGAACCCUACCAAGUCCUCCUCGACUCCGGCAUCAUCACCUCCGGCUCUGCCUUUAAGAUGUCUCUCGGCCACAUGCUCUCCUCCACCCUCCACGGAGAGAUCAAACCCAUGAUUACACAAUGCAGCAUACGACACCUCUACAACGCACCCGCAUCACCCACCAAAGAUCAGUGCAUAGAAGUUGCGAAACAGGCGGAGCGAAGACGGUGUGGACAUCACGAGUUGGAACAGCCGCUGAGCGAAUUUGAGUGUAUCAUGAGUGUCGUAGAUCCGAAAGGGAGCGGGACGAAUCGACAUCGGUAUGUGGUCGCCAGUCAGCUGGAUGAAGUGCGCAAGGCGUUGAGGAAGGUGGUCGGCACGCCGUUGGUGUAUGUGAAGAGGAGCGUGAUGGUGUUGGAGCCAAUGGCGCAGGCGACGGAGGAGGUCAGAGAACGAGAGGAGAAGAGCAAGAUCAGGGCGGGCCUGGUGGGACGCAGGGAGACGGGUGGUGGUGAGAAGAGGAAGAGGGGCGAGGACGAUGAGGCGGAUGGGGAGGAGAGACAAGAGAAAGUCGAGGCGAAGAAGAGAAAGGUCAAGGGUCCCAAGGGACCAAAUCCCUUGAGCGCGAAGAAAGCGAAGAGCGGAAAGGCGGAGGAAAAGGAAGGGGAGAAAGCGGCUCUGAGGAAGGUGAUGAAGAAGGAUCCGCAAGCAGCAGAGAAGGCUGGGUUAUUAGGCGGAGCAGCUGAGGAUAGAGAGACCGGAGGAGAUGCAACGAAGAAGCGGAAACGGAAGAGGAAGCCAAAGGACGCUGCUACCGGUGGUGUCGAGGCCGCUUCAGAAGCUGGCGGAGACGAUUGA